Messenger RNA from Nicotiana tabacum (common tobacco), 1479 nucleotides. RefSeq names its product PAN domain-containing protein At5g03700-like. The record is from RefSeq and is a predicted model, not a curated record. NCBI's taxonomy places the organism in Eukaryota, Viridiplantae, Streptophyta, Magnoliopsida, Solanales, Solanaceae. Gene Ontology annotation, biological process: recognition of pollen.
AUGGAACUAGCAGUUAACUCAGUGACUCAUAUUUUCUUGAUUUCCAUUUUUUUGACAAAUUUUUGCUGGUUUAAUAUUGGAGCUGAAACAUCCAAAGAGCUUUUCAAAGGAUUUAAAGCAACCCCAGAUCCUCAUAUUUCAACUUUUCAACCUCUUCUUACUGAUUCUUCUGGUAAUUACUCACUGAGUUUUCUCCGAGUUGAAAAAGAUCAACUCACUCUUUCUAUUAUUCAUGUUCCAUCUUCUGAGUCAAUAUGGGUUGCUAACUUGACCCAUUUUGCAAGAUGGGCUGACCCGACUGAGCUCUUGUUUAAUGGCAGUCUUGUGCUGUCGGAUUCUCGUUCAGGGGUAUUUUGGUCAACUCAGACUAAUGGAGACCGUGUCUGGCUUUCAAAUGCAUCAAAUUUGCAAGUCCAAAAGCUUGAUAGUGGAAUGAGGUUAAAUUCUGUUUUGUGGCAAAGUUUUGAUUUUCCCUCAGAUACCCUUGUGGAAAAUCAAAAUUUCACAAGUGCCAUGACAUUGGUUUCGUCCAAUGGGCUUUAUUCCAUGAGUUUGGGCUUUGAUUUUUUCGGGUUGUAUGCAAAGUCCAAGGACGAACCGGGUUCGGGUCGGAUCUACUGGAAGCACAAGGCAUUAGAAGCAAAGGCAGAUGUUAUUGAAGGUCAAGGACCAAUUUAUGCUGUACUAAAGUCAGAUGGUUUUUUUGGUAUGUACCAAAAUGAGUCAGUUCCAGUUGAUGUAGAAUCUUUUAACAGUUUUCAACAACCCGUAUCCGGUGUCCGUCGGAUCCGGAUCGAACCGGAUGGGAAUUUAAAAGGAUAUUUUUGGGCCGGGACAAGUUGGAUAUUGGACUACCAAGCAAUAAAGGAGACAUGUGAAUUACCUAGUCCUUGUGGUAUAUAUGGACUUUGUCAACCGGGUAAAGGUUGCUCUUGUCUAGACAAUAGUACGGAUUACAACUCCGGCCGGUGUGUCUCGCAGGAAAAUCAAGACUCCGGCGACUUUUGUGGGGUGUAUGAUCAUAAAAAGUACAAGGGGUUGUCAAGAAAUGGUGUUGAAUUGCCUAACAAGGAGUUAAUGACUUACCAAAAGAUGGUUUCUUUUCAAGAAUGUCAAAGUGCAUGUGAAGGGAAUUGCACAUGUUGGGGUGUGGUGUAUACUAAUACAUCUGGAUUUUGCUACAUACUAGACUACCCCAUACUAAGCUUAGUAGGAGUAGGGGAUGAGUCCAAGAUGGGGUUUUUCAAAGUGAGGGAAGGUGUAGGGAAAGAUAAGGUGGAGGUGGGGUUAGGGGUAGGGAUAGGGUUAUUAUGUGGGGCCAUCUUGGUAUUUGGUGGGGUCAUAGGGUUAGGGUUGUAUAGAUAUAGGAAAAGAAAAAGAGGUGUGAGUGGUUAUGUAGAAGAAGAUGGAAUGGUAGUUGGACCAUACAAAGAAAUGGGAAAUGCAAGUUUUAGGUCAAUUGAACUAAGUGAAAGAUGA